AUGGCACGCGUUCUGUACGUGGCAUCUCUCUUUUUCCUUCUGACUAAGCUCAGCAUUGGCCAGAGAGAAGUAACAAUUCAAAAAGGACCACUGUACAGAACUGAAGGUUACCCAGUCAGCAUUGGCUGCAACGUAACUGGCCACCAGGGACCUUCUGAGCAGCAUUUCCGGUGGUCUGUGUACCUGCCGACAGCCCCAGCCCAGGAAAUCCAGAUCGUCAGCACCGACGAUGCAAAAUUCCCCUAUGCAGUGUAUGCGCAGUGAGUGCGGAGCCGGGAAAUCUACGUGGAGAGAGUGCAGGGCAACUCUGUCUUGUUGCACAUCACAGCGCUCCAGAUGAAGGAUGCUGGCGAGUAUGAGUGUCACACACCCAACACUGAUGGCAGAUACCACGGGAGUUACAGUGCGAAGACUCUUCUAGUCGUCCUGCCAGACACCCUCUCUGCCACCAUGAGCCCUCACACUCUCAGUAAGGAGGAAGAUGACGCCCUAGAGCUUACCUGUGAGGCAUCCAAAGCCACAGCUCAGCACACCCACCUCUCCGUCUCCUGGUACCUGACGCAGGAUGGAGGAAGCGGCCAGGCCACCAAGAUUAUCUCCCUCUCCAGAGAUUUUGUGGUGGUCCCUGGGCUAGUGUAUGCAGAGAGGUUUGCGGCCGGUGACGUGCGGCUGGACAGGCUUGGGGUCACGACCUUCAGGCUGCGUAUAGAGAGGCUGCAGCCCUCAGACCAAGGCCAGGUGUUCUGUGAGGCGGCCGAGUGGAUUCAGGAUCCAGAUGAAACCUGGAGCUGCAUCUCAAAAAAGCGGACAGAUCCAGCCGCGCUGAGGAUCCAGCCAGCGGGGAGAGAUUUCCAGGUCAGCAUCACAGCUGAGAGCACGUUUGCUGAAGGGAAGCCCUUAGAACUCACGUGCCUGGCAGAGGGCAGCGGCAGCCACCAACAGCUCCAGGGUGCUUGGUUCCUCAAUGGGACGGAAAUUGCCCAGGUGGAUGCUGACGGAGUCCUGGGCCUGAAGACAGACUACAAAGACAGAGCAAGUCAAGGACAGCUCCAGGUUUCCAAGUUAAACCCCAGGGCUUUCUCGCUCAAGAUCUUCUCUGUGGGGCCGGAGGAUGAAGGUGCCUACAGAUGCUCCGUGGCCGAGGUAGUGAGAACUCGGAGGGGCUCUUGGCAGGUGCUCCAGAGGAAGCAGUCACCAGUCAGCCCCGUGCAGCUAGUGAAGCCAGCAGCGAGAAGCGUGGAAGUGUCGGCCAAGAACAAGCAGCAGUCUGUGUGGGAAGGAGAGGCGCUCACCCUUCUCUGCAGGGUGGGGGGAGCUGCCAGUCCGUUGUCUGUGAGCUGGUGGCGUACCCGGCAGGACCAGACCCAGCCGGAGCUAGUGGCUGCUAUGGCACAGGAUGGCACUGUGCAGCUGGGAGCCUCCCCUGGGGGACCCAGUAACCAUGGCAACACAAGGCUGGAGAAAGGCGACUGGGCCACCUUCCAGCUGGAGAUCACCUCCGCCGCUGUCGUGGACAGUGGCACGUAUGAGUGCAGAGUGUCUGAGAGGACCUGGAGCCCGGCCAGCGAUCUGAGCUGGGCUCAGAGGACUGCGGUUACCGUCAAGUCCCUGCAGUCAAGUCUACAAGUGAAUCUGAUGAGCCGUCAACCCCAAGUGAAGUUAGCCAACACCUUUGACUUGGCCUGCAUCGUUAGGACUGGCUAUUCUGAGCUCAGCCUACCGCUGUCUGUGACAUGGCAGUUCCAGCCGACUAGGUCUCGUGUCUUCCAGCAGCUUAUUCGGAUCUCCCACAAUGGCACCAUUGAGUGGGGAGAUACCCUACCCCAGUUCCAAAGGAAGACGAAGAUCUCACAGUCUUCAGCUCGCUCUCAACUCCAAAUCUAUGACGCCACUGAGGAAGAGACAGGCGUGUACAGGUGUAAAGUGGAAGUUCAUGACAGAAGCGCCCUACCCACCAAUGGCUUCGUGAGGGCUUCUGCCAUCUCUCACCCGGUGAGGGUGCACAUUGUCUUACCAGAGAGCAAGCUAAAAGUGAAUUCAAGCAGCCAAGUCCAAGAGAUCACCAUCAACUCCAACACCAAUAUAGAAUGUAGCAUUUUGUCCCGGUCCACUGGAAACCUCCAGUUCGCUGUUAUUUGGUAUUUCUCUCCUAUUUCCACGAAUGCAUCCUGGCUGAGGAUCCUGGAAGUGGACCAAACCAAUGUUAUAAAAUUUGGGGAUGAAUUUCACACCCCUUGGAGGAAACAAAAAUUUCACGCUGAGAAGGUUUCCCAAGAUUUGUUUCAGCUGCACAUUCUGGGCGUGGAUGACAGCGACCAGGGCAGCUAUCACUGUGCUGUGGAAGAAUGGCUCUUGUCUACAAAUAGCACUUGGCACAAGCUUGGGAGCGAGAAGUCAGGACUAACACAAUUAAGACUCAAGCCCACAGGAAGUAAGAUCCGUGUCUCCAAGGUGGACUGGACAGCAAACGCCACUGAGCACAGAGAGGUGGCCCUGCGCUGUGGCCUGGAGAGCUCGGGUGGCCCAGCCACCCUGUACUCCGUGGUGUGGUACUGGAACAGAGAGCAUUCCGAAAGUAAAAUGCUGGUGCACCUGCACCAUGAUGGCUUGCUGGAGUAUGGGGAAGAGGGGCUCCAGAGCCGUCUGCACUGUUACCGCUCAGCCCCUGUGGACUUUGUCCUGAAGCUGCACCGGGUGGAGCUGGCAGAUGCUGGCAUGUACUGGUGCAGGGUGGCAGAGUGGCAGCUACACGAGCAGUCGAGCAAGUGGGUCAGCCAAGUGUCAGCUGAGUCACAGCGCAUGAUGCUCACCGUGCUGCCCUCAGAGCCCACGCUCCCUUCCAGGAUCUGCUCCUCCGCCCCUUUAGUCUACUUCCUGUUCAUCUGCCCCUUCGUCCUGUGCGGCCUGCUGCUCGUGGCCCUGCUCUGCGUAUACCGGAAGGCCAGGAAGGUGGCCACGCUGGGUUCCAAGGCGCAGAACGAAAAGGCCCUCUGGCUCGAUCUGGGCGGGGCUGGGGGCAGGACCGCAAACAGAAGGGAAGACCAAGAGGAAGAGGAAGAGGAAGGCCAGUGA
Lepus europaeus (European hare) is the source of this 3072-nucleotide messenger RNA. RefSeq names its product CD101 molecule (gene CD101). The record is from RefSeq and is a predicted model, not a curated record. The transcript has 9 exons. Lineage: Eukaryota; Metazoa; Chordata; Mammalia; Lagomorpha; Leporidae.